CAGUAGUGAAGCUGGACAUUUUGCACAGCGAUCCGGGGCUGCGUGCUGUCUUAUGAAAAGCGAGACUGUCCCGCGAGAAGCGGGACUGCUGAACAAUCUGGGUAGAACUUGUCAGAAAUUGUAUAUCAUCCAGUUUCUCUACUAAUUCCCUCCGGCUGCCUGAAUUUCGUCGAGCGAAACAUGAUGCGUGAUUUCAAACCUGGGGAUUUGAUCUUUGCCAAAAUGAAAGGUUACCCACACUGGCCAGCUAGGGUGGAUGAACUUCCUGAUGGGGCUGUGAAACCUCCCUCAAAUAAAAUGCCAAUUUUCUUUUUUGGCACUCAUGAGACAGCUUUUUUGGGUCCAAAAGACAUAUUCCCUUACGAAGAAAAUAAGGAGAAGUAUGCCAAACCUAAUAAGCGAAAGGGCUUUAACGAGGGGUUGUGGGAAAUUGAGAACAACCCUAAGGUUAAAUUUUCAAGUCCGCAGAAUAUCUUGGCAUUCACUAAUGCUGCUCUAAGAGAGGCAGCAGAAGCGCAAAUGCAAGAAGACCUAGAGGAAAAUGAGGAGAAACUGACAAAGAAAAGGAAAUCAACCACAUCAAAGAUUUUAGGUAAGCAUUCUGAUUCAUCCUCCAGUGGAAUUGAGUCUCCUGAGAAAGAUAUGAACGCCACAAAGGAAGAUACAAGCAUUUCGGAUCAACUUGGCAGUGAAGAUGCCGCUAUCCCAAAAGAUUCACCUGUUGUAGUUAAAGGCAGAAGAGGUAGAAAGCGAAAGGUUGAUAUUCUGGCUGAGUCUGUGCAAGAGACAGGGGCUGCACCAGUGAGUCCACCAAUACAGAGCCCUAAAAGAGGCAGACCAGCCACAGGAGAGGUCAAGGUUCCAAAGCCAAGAGGGAGGCCGAGAUUAAUAAAACCCCCUCCCUCUCCAGAACGAGGCAUGAUGAGUGAAGAAGAUCAGAGUAAGAAAAAAUCUCCAGAAAGAAAACCAAAAAAACAAACGCUUCAGAAAAAGGAUGAGGUGUUAAGGGACGAAGAAGAAAAACCAAGAAAAGACACAGACAAGAAAGAGGCAACCAUGGACACUGAGUCCAAAAAGAAAGUUGCAGCAAAGAUUGAUUCUCCUGCUCCGUCAGAUUCUGAUGAGGAUGAGCAAGAAGAUGAAAUGAAGAGCAAAGGUGGCAAAGUCUCCCAGGUGGCUCAAAAGCGCAGCCUGAAAGCUCAACAGGAAAAAGAGAUUUCUGAAAAAAAGCGCAAACAGGAGGAAACUGUUGACAUGGAGAGCCAGUCUAAGGACGAGGUGAAAAAAGAUGAUGUUAAAAAACUGGACAAGAAAAAGGAAACAUCCACUGAUGCCAGACUUCAAAGGAUACAUGCAGAAAUUAAGAGCUCUUUAAAGAUUGACCACUUGGAUAUAAACAGAUGCAUCAGUGCUUUGGAUGAGCUGGCUUCUCUCCAAGUAAGCAUGCAGCAAGCUCAGAAGCACACAGACAUGAUCACUACCCUAAAAAAAAUUCGUAGGUUCAAAGCCAGCCAAGUGAUUAUGGAUAAGGCAACCAUGCUGUACAACAAAUUCAAGAAUAUGUUCCUGGUUGGGGAAGGUGAUUCUGUCAUCACUCAAGUUUUAAAUAAAUCUCUAGCAGAGCAAAGGCAGCACGAGGAAGCCAAUAAAGCCAAGGAACCUGGAAAGAGAGGACCUCACAAGAGACUGGAAAAAGAGCAAAAUCCAGACGCAAAUACUUUAAAUGGUGACCGGGAAACUCCAGAUCAAGCACAACAAAAUGGAGACAGCAGUGAGGAGACGGAGGAGAAAGAAGAGAAAACUUCAAAGCGCCCUGGCAGUGCAACAAAAGGCAACGAGGGCAACAAACAAAGCCAAGACGAUUCUGCGCCAGACAACUAACGCUCCAACCCACAUUCAAGUGGUCAUUUUACGAUGGCACAUUUUCGAAUGCUGAGAAUUUCAAUUCCUUUUAUAAAAGCAACCAGUAUUUUGAGCUCUUUUGAGAUGAGACAUUUUUAUGUUUUCUCAAAGUAGUGCUGAUCUAUAUGCCCACUUGCUGUUUGGCACAUUAUAUGCUGUUUUAAUAGCAAAAUCGUUGUACUGGACCUUAAAACAAAACUAAGCCAGAGUGGUUAUCUGCAUUUCCCUUUCAUUUAUUUCAAAACAGUAUGUGCAUGCUGCAAUAGGCUGCUUCUCUUUCACUCAUACAGGAUAUCCUGUAAUCUACCUGCUACACUGUAACACACCAAGCCAGUAUUUAUCUGAAACAAAGUACAUAAAGUAAAUGUACUUACACAAAUAACUAAAACUAGACAAAUCCCAGUAUACUCCAUCUCUAGUACAUUGUUGCUACAGCUGAGUUUCCGUUUAAUGAAAUCCUGAUGGAGCUCAGUUUCAAGAGAAUGAGUUCUGGCGAUAUAUGUGCUUCAGUCAACAAUGCAACAAUUAGUUGUCCAGACAUUGUUGGGUUCAACCAGUUAUUGGCUACAACAUUCUCUGGUCUUAACUGCCCUUCUGAUACAGAAAUGUAUCAGGUAAGUAGUAUCCAGGGUUAGACUGGGGGGCCCACCGGGACUGCUGUCCAGGCCCCCCACCAUACUAUGUGCGCAUAUGCAUGAAGACGCUGCGAAUAGCGCCAUGUGCAUGCACCAAAUGACGUCACUCGGCCCGCAUGUGCAGAUGGCACUGCGUAGUACCGACUUUUUUUUUAUAUAGAACCAAAUAUCGGGAGAGGGCUUUACACCCGUGAGGGUUAGGGCCCACGGGACCAGUCCGACCCUGGUAGUAUCUCAUUUUGACUGUGGCCUGAAAAUGCAAGUGUUGUAAACCUUUGCCUUUUUUCUCCCAAGAAAGAAGCCACUGGCAUUUAUUAUAUAUCAGAAUUAUUUGGGAGCCUACCAGGUGCAUAUGCUCCUCCUAUAUUAAAUAAAUGAGAUUAAUAAUGUAUUUAUAAAGCACCAAGAAAUUCUGCAAAAGCAAACAUUAAAUUGUGGAGCCCUGCUUAGCAGAAUUCUAAAGUCUAAGGGAGGAACUCCACGGUGCGGCUUGAGCUGACACGUCGCCAUGUUGUGUAGAUACAGGUGAAGUGAAGGAGAAAUCGCAGGUAAGAACUACAUUUAUCCGACUGUAGGAUGAAAAAACAACGUUUUCAGCCGACAGUCGGAUAAAUGUAGUUCUUACUUGUGAUUUCUCCUUCACUUUCUGUAUCUACACAACAUCCGACACGUCACAUGCAUCUCAUGGCGACGCAUUGGCUCGAGCCACUCCCUAAUAGGAGAAGGGGGUAUGAAACAUGAGAUAUACACUCGUUUACAAUGUGCCAUUCCAUAUAUUUCUUUUAUCAAAAAGGAAGUCCAUAGAGUAGCCAGUGAUUCUUUUCUCUAUACAGAAUGUGUGCCUAGUUGCUUACCUCUCCCUUAAAACAUGCUCUUUCUGUUUCCUCACCCAAGUGUCUGUUUUUCAGUGCAAGUCUAGUAUUUCUAACCUAUAAAUGUGACUUUACAACCCUAUGGGAAUAAACGUAGACAUUUUAACUGGCUUUAUUUUUUAUCAGCCCAUUCAUGCCUUUGUGGAACUGCAAGGUGCUGUACUUGAAGGCUUCUCUGGGCUCCACUGAUGGUCAGUUUGUUGUCCGCUAAUACCAGUAUUCUUGUUUUCUUUGUUGUGUUUGUGCAGAUUGUGAAGAAAAGGCAGUAUAUUUUUUAUAUAGCAGUGAUCAAAUUGUGUGAAGUCUUGUGGUUUUUGUUAUUGAGAAUCCUGUGUUCUAUUUUGUAUGAAGGUCAUAUGCUGUGCAAAGUAAGACUGCAAUGUAAAUAGGCUCCGUGAAACAGAUUUAUUGUGCUUUUGUAUUGAAGUCUCAAAUAAAACUGUAA
Xenopus laevis (African clawed frog) is the source of this 3854-nucleotide messenger RNA. RefSeq names its product PC4 and SFRS1 interacting protein 1 S homeolog (gene psip1.S). Gene Ontology annotation, cellular component: nucleus. Lineage: Eukaryota; Metazoa; Chordata; Amphibia; Anura; Pipidae. The record is from RefSeq and is marked provisional.